AUCCCGGGAAUGAGCCGUUCCCUGCGGGAACGCAGACCCCAUCGGGAGUGUCGUGUGCAGCUCUGGGAUCCUCGGCAUGAGAAGGAUAUGGAGCUGUGGGAACGGGUCCGGAAGAGGGCUACAACGAUGAUCAGAGGGCUGGAGCACCUCCCAUACGAAGACAGGCUGAGAGAGUUGUUCAGCCUGGAGAAGAGAAGGCUCUGAAGAGAUACUGCUGAAGUACCUGUUUUCCAGCACUUUCCUCAUUUAAUCGUCCAUUUGGGUCAGCUGGUUGGCAACAUGCCUUCUACUGAGAGCACCUCAAAACUUUUCCUGGUCCUUAUUUUAUUGCUGAUGGUGCUGCCAGUAGCUGAAGCCCUGGAUGCAGGAGACACCAUCGCCUUCCUACUAGGCCUCGCUGUCAGUGUCGUCGGAUUCUGUGCCUGCCUUGGCUUGUACGCAAGGAAAAGGAAUGGGCAGCAAUGAUUUCAAGAGAUGCUCAGAUGAGGUUCCAAAUUCAGCUUGCGGUUGAUGUCUAGGGUGUAAAACUGAGCUUCGGUUCUGGAUUACUUUCAAAAACCAUGUAGUAGAUAAUUCUGCAAACCCCUCUUGCUGUGCAAUACAACAGAAUCAAGACUGUACCCAGUAAAAAGGGUUUGUAGGGCUCUGUCCUUAUGACAGUAAGAUGAUUUUAUAUUGCUUGUGAUUAAAUAUUUCCUAGAGAAGGGUAAGAACUUUUUGAAUGGGGAGGGAAAAGUAUAGAGUAGUUCAUAGCAGAUGGUUAUAAAUGGAGCAUGCGUGGGAGACCAUCAAGAAGUUCCACAAUUUUGGUUUCAGGAGUUUAUCAGGAGGAAGCAGCUAUUAAUCUUGAAGUUAGGAUGACAAGGCUUUGGAAGUACUCCUAACUACAUAACUAAUGAGAAGAUUGCUUUGACUUGUGUGGAUGUGCUCACAUUCUUUGUAAUGACAGUUAACACCUAACAGCUCACUUCUGCUGUCAUGGGGAUGAGACUUUGGAGAACUAAGAAAACAUGGAAAACUGUAUUUCUUACAUAUUUUUAUUUUAGAAUGUGCCUCUCCUGUAACCUGUGUUCUUGUUACCAUGUAGAUACACGUAAGAAUGGGACCACUAUUUUUCUUUAACGUGUAUUUCACAGAAGAGCACACGUAAGGCUGUGUUAAUCAAAUGGGGGGGUUUAUUGUCUUGUUUAUUUUUUCAACUUAGCUUUCCUUUAGGCACACCGCGCUUAAGGCUUAUUUCAUUUGUUUGGUUUUUUUUUUUUCCCCGAAACUGAAGACUCAUAUUUUAAUGGGGAGUUAUGUGUAGUGUUUCUGCAUUGGGCAUUAUUAGAAUUACAUACAAGACGGUUGUGCACACGUUUCUUUUGCAAUAUGGAAACAACAUGUUUUGUUAAAAUCCUGAGUUUAGUCAACAGGUCCAUUGUUCUUGAGUGUCUUCCUUGUGACAAACUUAUGUUGUCAGCUAAACUUCUUGUCCAGUUGAUGCAUAGGAGUUCCGCAGAAGAUUAGGUCCAAAACCGAAGUAAAAAAUCUCGAUGCAAAAUGAGAGAUGUAAAUAGUCUUACUCUGUUCAUGCUCAGUCACGUUGUAUGGUAUAAAAUUAAAAGAUUUUACUCAGUAGCAUAUCCAGGACCUGUUUCUUUAAGUACCAAAGGUGAAAUGGCAUAGCCAAGAAUGUCUACCACAAGUCCCUCUGGCUUGUUAGGGUGUCCUAGCUGUCUGCUUGAGACAAGAAUCACAAUAUCUAAUAGCAGCAGAAUACGUAGUGUAGAAAGGUGAGCUCUCCACAGUUCACAGAAUUUCUUUCUAAUCUUGUGCUGUGGACGCUGCCACUCUUGCUAGAAACCUUGGCUUUUAUCUUUCAGAGCUAGGGAAAAAGGUUAAAUGUGAUGCAGAGCUAUAUAUUUUGAUACUAUUCCUCUCCUUCCUCUGUAAGUGUCUCUGUUCAGUAGAGCACAAAGAAAUGGCUAGAAGGGUUGUCAGACAGGUCUUAUGUAAGUAAUUGGGUGGGCAGAUCUGUAUGCCAUUUGUGAUUGCUUUGACUUCUGUUUCUAACCUCUGAGGAGGUAGAAGCCUUGGUUAUUUCAGUCUUGCACUUUGUUCUUCUCUCGUGGCUGAUGGAGGAAGGCAAAACAAAAGCUUCCAAAACUGCUUGAGGAUGAAACUGUAGGACUUAAGCCAGUAAGCCACAAGAAUGUACAUUUCUGCUCUUCAGUUACGGAAAUAAUAAUGGUCACAAAGUUAGUCUGAUGAGAUUCAAGGCUUUCCAGGUAGCUGUUCAUGAACCCAACCCUUUUUGUGGCUUCCAAAAGUCAGAAACUACAACUUCUAUGUACAAAUGAAUUUUGCAACUGUAGGAGGAUCUUCAGACAGUAGAGUCACUUCUGAAAGUUGCCGAGCAGCAGUAGAUGAUCCUGUAUGCAGUUAAUCAACUGAGUGGAUGCAAGUGCACAUCAAGAGUGAUCUUUCAUAUACUCACUUGGGUAAACCA
Cuculus canorus (common cuckoo) is the source of this 2491-nucleotide messenger RNA. It is a transcript of the gene SMIM30, whose product is annotated as small integral membrane protein 30. The transcript is spliced from 2 exons. The record is from RefSeq and is a predicted model, not a curated record. Lineage: Eukaryota; Metazoa; Chordata; Aves; Cuculiformes; Cuculidae. The coding region runs from base 280 to 465 and encodes 61 amino acids.